GCCCCAAUGAAACCCAAGUAGCUGUGAAUUCUAUCCACUUGAAAUGGAUGUUUCAGAAAAAUGAUUUCAGUCAAGAAUCUCUGCCUUGCUCUUCCUUUUUAUUUUUCUCCCCAGUAUCUUUCUGUUUUCCUGUUAUCACCUCAUUAUUGAUGUUGACAGUAGAGGAUAUUUAGAAAAAAAUCUAAAUCCUUCUUCCCUCCUACCUUCAAUCUGCAGCAAGUCUGGUUUAAGCCACACACACAAACACAUCCACUUAAUUCCUAAUCAUUUAUCAAUAAUCAAUCAACCCAAUUACUGAGGCUUAUAUAUUCUUAGUGCUGAGUCUUUGCUCUAACUUCACACACAGAACAUUUUUAAAUUACCUGUAAUAAAAACCACAAGUCCAUGUGUGUUAAUGUCAAAUAAGUGGUAUAAGAAGGGAGUGAUUAUAUAGAACUAUCGAAUCAAUAUGUUGUACACCUGAAACUAAUAUAACAUUGCAUGUCAAUUAUACUUCAAUAAUAAUAAAAAAGGAAAUGAGUGAUAAGAAGAUUAGGGAAGUGAACAAUAGAGUUGGUAGACAUAAGUUGUGAAAAAUGUGUUAAAGAAAGAAUGUGAUCUGAAUUGGGCUUUGAAGGAUUUCAAGAGGCGGAAAAGAGUAGGCACUCAAGAAAGGACCAAAAAUGGAGAGACAGAAUAGGGUGCAUUUGGAGAAGGGUGGAUAGUGCUGAUUUGGUUCAUGUACCAAAAUAAUGGGAGAUAAACCUUGAGAAGCUGGUUGAGAUUAGAUCAAGAAAGCCUUGACUACAUGGCCUCAGGGGAUUAGAUUGCCUUGAGUAGGCAAUGAGGAAUAUUUCAAGGUUUUUGAAAUAGUGUCAUUGCAAGGGGUAUUUUUAGAAAAGCAGUGUAUUGAAGGAAUCGGAGGGGCCAGGAGCAGUGGUUAGGAGGUUAGAGUGAUAAUGCAGGAGAUAUAAGGGGAUGAAUCUCUCAGUGGUGGGAGGGAAAAAAAUUCUUUCUAGAGCAAGAGAAGGAAUUAUCACCCUGAAUAAGCAUUUUUUUCUGAGAUUCUCAUGAUGAAUUUUCCAGUAUUGAGCUCAAGUAGAGGAUUUUCUACAUGUUAUGUUGUUAACAAAUGUUGAGAAACUAGCACAUAUACAGUUCAGUGGUUGAUUCUGUACCAAAUAAAAAGGAGCAGAAACAAAGUUCCAGGCUCAAGGAAUUUUCAACCCUAAAAAGAGGGAGAAAAGAAUUACAUACAUCAUCUAACUUGAAAAGUAAAAAAAGAACAUAUAAAAUGAAGUGCAAUGUAAUCUAUGCUAUGGGGUUUCAAAAAAGCUGAAAACAAAUCACUGUGGGUUAAAAUAUAAACAGGGAUGAUUUCUUCAAAGAAGAAACAAUGAUACCACCACUGGGCAUUGCCAAAUGUCCACUUUAUUAAGUUCUCUGAGCAUCCUUGGUUCCCGUUGUCUCCUCCUUCUACCCCAUACAAUUCUACCUACCCCUUUCUUGCCCCUCCUUCCUCAUUCAGCUAGACCAAUAACAGAAACUCCCAGGAAACAAAUAGAGUUUCACUUCUCAGCCCUGUAACCAGCUGGAUUCUUUCUCUGCAGGACCAACUUGCCAGAGGAACUGAAGAGAGUACCCCAGAUCUGAGAUGGAUUCUUUCUUUCUGCUGCUCCUUGGCCUGGGUUUGGUUCUUGCAGGAGCUCCAGAAAGCAUAAUGGAGAUAAUUAACGAAGAAUUAUCGGGGGAAGAGAUGUACUAUGAUGUGGCAAACAGGGACCAAGAAAAACGGACUAGUGAGGUAUUAAUGAACUUGACUCUGUUACAUAAAAAUACUAGUGCCAGUACGUCCAAGGAUAGUCUGUCUUCCUCGUUAUUGACAUUCAGAAGAUUACAUUAUAGCUUCCACGGAGGAGACAGCCCAGGUAACGACAAAGAGUAUUGCAAUGAUGUGGUGGUCUGGAGAAAAGUUUCCGAAGCUAAUGGGUCAUGCAGGUUGAACAAUAACUUCAUCCAUGGCUCCAUGGAAGUGAUGCACGGGGUCCCCAAGGCCUCCAGCUGCAAGUGUGGACAGAAUCUUGGCAUCAACUGCUCUAGGAGCCCACGUCUGGAGACCACUAUGUGCCAGCUUACUAUGGACAAACAGUUCGCCAGGUGCCAAUACCACAGUGAUACCUCAUUAAAGAAAAUAUUGGCAAUGCUGACAGGUCAUUCUCUGAUGAGCUGGUUAGUUAGUGGCUCCAAGUUGUAAAUCCCACAGGGCUUUGAGACCGGAGUCUCUCUAAAGAAAGACAUCCUUAUUCUCAUUAUUGUUUAUUUCCUUCUAUUAUCCGUAUCUACCAUUUCAGCAAUAUAGCAAACUCUUGGUUAUCUGUACUAACUGGAGGAAUGAAAAGUGAAAAAUUGUGAAUUCAAUUAAAAUUUAUAACUGAUCCUGGAGUACAGAUUCUUUCUCUCCCCCUCUCUCCACCCCACUUCUCUGUCUCUGUCUCUGUCUCUCUCUCUCUCUCACACACACACACACACUUUCUUGGAACCAGACCAAAUUCUAUCCUAGCUCAGCUAUUAAGCCAAGAAGCAGAGUCCAUCCAACCUGACAAAAUUAAGAGAAAAGGCCCAAAACAAAUACUGAUAAUUGAAAGUUAAUUGUACUGCCUCUGAGACUAUUCAGAGAAAUAAUGAAUGAGCAUAGGGGAUACUAUUAUCUCUGUUUUUCAAAUAAGUGUGUGCAUCCAUGCUCACAAAUGUGAGCACCCACCCAUGCAACCAGGUGCUGCCUGUCCUCCAGAAGAUGCCAGAAGAAAAAGAUGCUUUUUGGCUUAGCUGUUGCCCUCAGUCAACAGCUCCGGCCCUAUGCAAGCUCCAUUCCUCCAUCCUUGUCCCUAUCUAUGUCACAAGUUGCUACAGAUGGAAUGAUAAAGCUCUUAUUGCAAUUUUUAUUCAGCAUGGUCUUGAUUCCCUGGGACUGUGGGAGAGGGAUGCAAGCCAUGGAGAAAUAGGGCAGGUAGAAAGAUGGGAAACAGGACAUCUCUGCCAAGUACUAGGCAGGGUUAGUCUUCGAUCUUGUUUUUGAUGUUGCUUUGGGUUUUUUUUCACUACCAAUUGUUUAUUUGUAAGUUUUAGGGUUCAACACUCUACACAAAGUAUGGGCAAUUAUCUUGUUCCUUAGUGGGUGCUUUUGUGUUCCUGUUCUCUCCAUCCUGAGACCACUCUUUUAAUGUCCUGAUUUUAAAUAAAUACAUGUAUAGCAAAUGUUACAUCACUGUAACACUUUUCUUACUGUACAGCACUCUUAAUAUAUCAAUUUUCCUAAUGCUUUUCACAUCAUGUGCAGGAUUCUCAUUUUAUUAAAACUGCAAGACUCUGACAAUCAACCAAUAUGCAGCAUUAGGGCAGAUAGUUUUAUAUCUUUCAGCUGGGUUUUCCUUGUCAGUAUGGUGCCUGCUUAAAUAGUCACUGUGAGCUUGGCCAAAUAGGUGUGUAGUUAGCACUCAAUUUUCUCUUGGCAGCCAGAUGAGAAGGUGAUAGAGGGAAAUGCCUGGGACCCAGAGUUUUCUUCUCCGUAGGAGGAGAACCUGGAGCCCUGGAGGAGAGGUAUGCUCCCUGGGGUCCAUUCUGGGGAUAGUUCUAUGUGGCAAGGCUGGUGCUACCAGCCACUCAUCACACGUGGGACAGGUUCUCCAGAGCAGAGUGGUACAUCGGGUCUCUUCUUGGUUCCAACUUGGUUCCAUUUGAGUCACUUCUUCCCUACAGUACAGUCCUACUGUAGAGUCAAGCUCUGGGUGAUGGGCAUGUCAGCCCCAGAGACAAUAACUAUUCAAGCUCUGGCAAAGUUUUUUGGUAAUAUGCAAAGAAAACACAAAUCCAGCCUCGUUCAGAAUUUAGUACAGACUUCUUCCUUCACCAGAAGAGAAGAGCAAAGAGCCAUAAUAGAUACCUCUUUCUAGGCCAGGACCAUCCUCUAAAGAGUCUUAAGGCCAAAUCUUUCCACUUCUCUGAAGGAAUCGGGAGCUCCCAGGGCAUAUCUAAUCAUCAUACUGUGAAGUCUGAAAGAUGUCAAAUGUGGAGAUGCCAUCGAGAGUUGAGACUCCUAACUACUGGCAUUUCCCACCCUCAAAGCCUGUCACCCCUUUGACAUAAUGUGCAGCCUGAGGUCCCUCAUGAUGAUGAUAGGCAAGGGAUUUCACAUUUUAAAACAUUG
Molecule: messenger RNA, 4183 nt
Organism: Felis catus (domestic cat)
Lineage: Eukaryota; Metazoa; Chordata; Mammalia; Carnivora; Felidae
Gene: RNASE11
Product: ribonuclease A family member 11 (inactive)
Exons: 2
Coding region: 1634-2233 (199 amino acids)
Molecular function (GO): nucleic acid binding
Source: RefSeq, a predicted model, not a curated record